Canis lupus familiaris (dog) is the source of this 2789-nucleotide messenger RNA. Its product is annotated as RNA polymerase II elongation factor ELL2-like. The record is from RefSeq and is a predicted model, not a curated record. Gene Ontology annotation, biological process: transcription elongation by RNA polymerase II; positive regulation of transcription elongation by RNA polymerase II; snRNA transcription by RNA polymerase II. Gene Ontology annotation, molecular function: cis-regulatory region sequence-specific DNA binding. Lineage: Eukaryota; Metazoa; Chordata; Mammalia; Carnivora; Canidae. The transcript is spliced from 5 exons. Gene Ontology annotation, cellular component: transcription elongation factor complex. Bases 930 to 2789 code for a protein of 619 amino acids.
GACACUGUUUCACUUUCUUCCCUGCUCAAGAUUGCAGAGCAGACAUCUGAGACCAGACUGGUUUUUGUUCCUUUGUGAGGUACCUGGUUUUUCUGCUGAGCUGUAAGUAGGAUCUUUUUUUCUUUGCCCGUGUACUUCUAAAGUAUCACCAGGAUGAGGAGAAUGGGGCUUAGAAAGGCAAAGAAAAAUUUCACCUCGUUGGGGGUAUGCUGAUAAACGGGGUCUCCAAAAUGAACAAACGAAUGAAUGGUUUUGAAACAAUGGUAAUUUGCAGCAUCUGACCUCUCUGUGAUCUAAGUAUUCUCAUCAUGGUUGAUUUCAAGCUACAGUGUUGCCUCGGCCAGCUCAAAAAAAUCCACAAAUUUGAUGGGCUCUCUUAAGUUGGUGCAAGUCAACUCUAGGACACCACCGCCAAGUCGCAGAGCUAGCGCCUGACAUCUGUUCCUGGGCCAUCCUUGACACCAGGGCACUGCCUCCCCGCCGCCAAACCCAGCCCCAGCCAAGAACAUAUGCUCCUUGGUCUCAGUUUUGUGGGCUCUGAUUUACUACUUGAGAGGUGACCUCACUAACCUGCCAGUCCUGACAUCACAUCUACCCGCCUACCUACUUUGAAGAAGGCUAAACACAAAAUCUAUUUGAAUGCACAGCUAAUGAAUGUGCUACCCUGCUCCCCUCACCUGAGGCCACUGUGGCAAGUAGAAGCAAGGGGUCCUAGGAAAAAAAAAGAGAAAUAAUACACAGCAAGGAAAGUAAAAUUGGGCAGAUCAGCCUCACGUCCUCAUCAGAAUACCCUCCUUCCAGAGCCAAACAUGGAGCUUUUGGUUUUGUUCCAGAACUUUCUGCCUCUCAUCCAGACUUGAAGUGCACUAUUAAGGAAGUCUUUUGAAGUGGGAGUGGCUCUACAAAGAAAGGAAUUCUAGUGCCUGAAGAUGGUGAUUCAGUACAGAUAUGACUAUAUGGCAGCCUAUGAAGGGAGAACACUGGGGAGCCUGGUAGACCAGGAAGGAGAGGUGGCCGUACAGGAGGCCUAUGGCUUAGGGCCAACGCAGGGCCCUGUCACUGGGCAGCCCAUGCAGCUCACCGGAUCGGCCAUCUCAGCAAUGGACUCUUUUGAGAACUAUGAGACUACAGUGCUUCCUCAGGCUUCUUUCCAGUUCCAAGGACUCGAAGAGUUUUUCACAAUCUCCCCAGAUGACUCAAUCACAGAUAUAUAUGACCUUGACUUUUUGUUCUCAGAUGUCGGUGAGGACAACCAUCAAGACCGUACCCCAAAACCGGUCUCAAGCUACAGUCCCUCCGAGCUCAGCUGUCCAAGCUCGAUGCAAGAGGAACCGAUGUCCACACCGACCAACCCUUGCCAGAUGACAGAAGAGAAGAGGACCGAGGCAGAGGAGGGACUGUGCAACAAAUGGAGAAGAAUCAGGAAGCUGUGCGUGGAGAAAAGAGUGCCGGUUCGGAAAACACCGCAGAUCACUCCGGAUCCAGUGCCCGAGAGGAAGAGAACAGCGCCCAUUAACCCUGCAUACACCAUCCGAAAGUCCCGAGCUACCAGCAGCGUGCACCUGAGACCGUGCAGGGAGAGGGUGAUCCACCUGCUGGCCCUGAAGGACUACAGGAAACCCGAACUGCUCAUUCGCCUUCAGAAAGACGGCGUCACCGAAAACGACGUCAGCUCGCUUGGAGACCUUCUGCAGCAAGUGGCCAAUGUGAACCCUCAGACUUCUUCAUACACCCUCAAAGAUGACGUUUUCCAGGAGCUCCAGAAAGACUGGCCUGGCUAUAGCGAGCUAGAAAGGCAGUCCCUGGAGCUGGUGCUCUCCCGCAGAGUACAGGGGCUGCAGAGUGCCGCAGGUGCCAAGGGCCCAGAAGCUUCUAUGUGUCCCCAAGCCGAUGCAGUGGCCUCCCAGGAGCACCUGUUCACCGUGGCCACUGUGCACUUGGCGAGGAGGAAGAUCCGAAUAUCUCGCCUGGCGCAGGCCCCGGCCACGCAGGGAACCCUAGGUGGCCGCGGGAACGACCCCGCUCCGUCGCCGCGUUCCGAAGCCGCCGCCGCGGCCCCCGCCCCGGCCCCGGCCCCGGCCCCACCGGCGCCCUCGCCGCGCCUCGCAGGGUCACAGCCGCCCGGGCCGGCGACACCCAGCAGCAGCGGCAGAGCCUGCAGCGCCGCCGCAAGACCCGCGCCCCGAAACGCGCGCGGCCACCGGACUCUCAUAUCUAAGAUCUUCGGGAGCCGCCGCGGGAGACAGGUCGCCGUGAAGACGUUCCCCUCUCUUUCCAUUCAGUUGACCUACCCAGAGCGCAUGCAGGGGAGCCAGGCGACGACGCAGGACCACCAGAGUGACGGGCCGCGGGGACAGGUCAGCGAGCCCAGGGGCCAAGGCCGCGCAGGUGAGCACUGGGGCUGCAGCGCUCCCGCGGGGGCCCAGGCGGUGCCCGAGGUCCCCGGGUACCUGGCCACCUAUGUCACCAUCGUCUCCCCCGAGCAGCGUCAGCGCUACGAGCAGGACUUCCGAGCAGAGUACGAUGACUACCAGGCCUUGUACAACAAGAUGCUGUCUCUGUCCAGCAUCUUUAUUGACCUAGAUACGCAGAGGAAGCGCUUUCCUCCAGAGUCGAAAGAGUACCAGGAGAUCAACGAAACAAUCUCGCUAGAAUACCAGAAGAUGAAGCAGAGGAAUCCGAACUAUUGCGCAGAAAAACAAAAGUGCCAGGAUCUUUAUGACAAGCUGGUCCACAUCAAAAGAUUGGUGAAUGAGUAUGACCAGAAGCACAGAGGAUCACAGCACUAG